Messenger RNA from Rhinolophus ferrumequinum (greater horseshoe bat), 5646 nucleotides. It is a transcript of the gene KLHL15, whose product is annotated as kelch like family member 15. The transcript is spliced from 4 exons. Gene Ontology annotation, biological process: protein ubiquitination; nuclear protein quality control by the ubiquitin-proteasome system. NCBI's taxonomy places the organism in Eukaryota, Metazoa, Chordata, Mammalia, Chiroptera, Rhinolophidae. Gene Ontology annotation, molecular function: protein binding. The record is from RefSeq and is a predicted model, not a curated record. Gene Ontology annotation, cellular component: nucleus; Cul3-RING ubiquitin ligase complex. The coding region runs from base 385 to 2202 and encodes 605 amino acids.
UGAUCCCGAGGCUCGGCGCGCUUCGGGGCAGAAGCCCGGAGACGCAGUCGUCGACGCCUCCACUGCCGGCUUUUCUGCUGCUACCCGCGGCCCCCCAGCCCCUUUCCCCGCCCGCGGCCCCGAGUCGGCCCUCCAGCCGAACCCCGCCGGCCGCUGCGAGACCCCUGGCAUUGGCAAGGACUGGUUUCGAGGGGACCGCAGGCGCGCAGACUCGCCCCCCGCCGGAGCGCCCCAGCCCGGCCUCGGAGCGGCUCCUUGUAGACGUUCGAGAAGCCUGCCGAGUGCCGUCCCGGCGCCCGACCGCCCACCGCCCGGCCGCCGGCCCGCUUCUUCCUGAUGCAGACUGCCGUCCACUAGAGGUUGGACAGACCCCCGAGGUGAUUCAUGGCAGGGGACAUGGAAGGAUUCUGUUCCUCCAUCCAUGACACCAGUGUCUCUGCUGGGUUCAGAGCACUGUAUGAGGAGGGAUUGCUUCUUGAUGUCACUCUGGUUAUUGAAGAUCAUCAGUUCCAGGCCCAUAAAGCACUCUUGGCCACCCAGAGUGAUUACUUCAGAAUUAUGUUUACUGCAGACAUGAGGGAGCGAGAUCAGGACAAAAUUCAUUUAAAAGGUCUAACUGCUACUGGUUUCAGCCACGUUCUUCAGUUUAUGUACUAUGGAACUAUAGAACUGAGUAUGAAUACUGUUCAUGAGAUUCUUCAGGCUGCCAUGUAUGUUCAACUUAUAGAAGUGGUGAAGUUCUGCUGCUCCUUUCUGUUAGCGAAAAUCUGCUUAGGGAACUGUGCCGAAAUUAUGAGACUCUUAGAUGAUUUCGGUGUAAACAUCGAGGGAGUCAGGGAGAAGCUGGACGCCUUUCUGCUAGACAACUUUGUUCCACUCAUGUCCAGGCCUGACUUCCUGUCUUAUCUGAGCUUUGAGAAGCUCAUGUCUUAUUUGGAUAAUGAUCAUCUGAACAGGUUCCCAGAGAUAGAGCUGUACGAGGCUGUGCAGUCUUGGCUGCGGCAUGAUAGAAGACGCUGGAGACAUACCGAUACCAUCAUUCAGAACAUCAGGUUUUGUUUGAUGACCCCAUCCAGUGUUUUUGAGAAGGUUAAGACGUCAGAAUUCUACAGAUACUCCCGCCAGCUGCGCUAUGAAGUUGACCAAGCGCUGCAUUACUUUCAGAACGUUCACCAGCAGCCUUUGUUGGAUAUGAAAUCAAGCCGCAUCCGCUCUGCCAAGCCGCAAACUACAGUAUUCCGAGGCAUGAUUGGACACAGCAUGGUCAACAGUAAAAUACUUCUCUUAAAGAAGCCGAGAGUCUGGUGGGAACUGGAGGGCCCCCAGGUACCUCUGCGCCCGGACUGCCUUGCUAUUGUCAAUAACUUCGUGUUCUUGUUGGGCGGGGAAGAACUGGGCCCAGAUGGCGAGUUCCAUGCUUCUUCCAAAGUGUUCAGGUAUGACCCAAGACAAAACUCUUGGCUGCGGAUGGCAGACAUGUCUGUACCGCGUUCAGAAUUUGCAGUUGGUGUUAUUGGGAAGUUUAUUUAUGCCGUAGCAGGCAGAACCAGAGAUGAGACUUUCUAUUCAACAGAGAGAUAUGAUAUCACCAAUGAUAAGUGGGAAUUUGUGGAUCCUUAUCCAGUUAACAAGUAUGGACAUGAGGGGACAGUGCUCAAUAACAAGUUGUUUAUCACCGGUGGAAUCACCUCAUCUUCCACCUCCAAACAAGUGUGCGUUUUUGACCCCAGUAAAGAAGGAACCAUCGAACAACGGACCAGGAGAACCCAAGUAGUUACCAACUGCUGGGAGAAUAAAAGCAAAAUGAAUUACGCAAGAUGCUUUCACAAGAUGAUUUCUUACAACGGCAAGCUUUAUGUCUUUGGUGGUGUCUGUGUGAUCUUGAGGGCCUCUUUCGAAUCUCAGGGCUGCCCUUCCACAGAAGUGUACAACCCAGAGACUGAUCAGUGGACUAUCUUGGCGUCCAUGCCAAUUGGUAGAAGUGGCCAUGGUGUGACCGUGCUGGACAAACAAAUAAUGGUUCUUGGAGGCCUUUGCUACAACGGUCAUUACAGCGAUUCCAUUCUCACUUUUGAUCCAGAAGAAAACAAGUGGAAGGAAGAUGAGUACCCGCGGAUGCCCUGCAAGCUGGAUGGUUUACAAGUAUGCAACCUGCAUUUUCCAGAAUAUAUACUGGAUGAAGUCAGACGUUGCAACCAGUGACAUCUUUCUCCUUUAAAAAAAGCCAAACAAAAAGUUUGUUUGUGACAAAGUAGUUAACUAAAAAACAUAAAGAAAAACCUCACCAGUUUUACUAUCAAAGCCAUUGGUCUAAUAGUAUACAAAUUUUUCAUUCUGUGCUAGCAUCCUUUUUUUUCUUUUUAGUGGCCUCAAACUCAUGCAAUAAGUUAAUUCUAAGCGCUAGCUCUUGAAACUACUUCCAGAAGCAGUUUAAUAGAAUGAUCCACUUAUCUGGGAAGUUGAUUUUAUGCUUUAAACAUUUCUUUCAGAUGUCAGCGUAGGAGUCAUGCAUCUUCUAAGAGCAGACCUGAUAAGUGUCACUUGAUGUAAUUUCAGAAUAACCAGGGAAUGGCUCGUUCAAAUUGAUGCCAUUUUUUCCUGAAGUAGAGUCUAUAUCUGAAAUCUUUUUGAACAUUUAUUUCAGUGUAUUUCAGUCCGUUAGACCUUUUGGUUUUAUUGUUUAAAACUCUUGACCUUUUUUGCAUGGCUUUUUGCUGAAAAUGCAAAAAUAUAAAUUUUCUACAAAAUUAACUUUUUAUAUUCAAAACACUAUUUCUAAGCUGCCUUCUCUUAUCUGCAUUGUGUUAGUGAAAGCAUAUCCAUACUUGCAUACAUCUUAUGACUAUAUAAGGCACAUCCCCUUUUGUGCGUGGUUAGGAUUCUAUAUUUUUAAGCUAGUGCACUUGCACACACGGUUUGCCAUACUUGUUGAAUUUUAGAUGUAAUGUCUUUUCAUGUAUUAACGUUUUUAGAAAGUUAUAAUAACUGGAGUCCUCAUUUGGUAUCAGAGUAGCCUAUCUUUAGUCCAUACUGAUUCAGUAAUAUUUGAACUCCUUAUAUUCCUGAAACAUGUAUGGAUUUAUGAAAACUAACAUUUUAUAUUUUCUUUUCAAAAGUUAACGUUAGUGUUCCUUAUCGAUGUAUGUCUUGUUGAAAAUGUUUUUCUUUGCAGUUUGUUUAACGUUGCCCUGUUUUUAGUGAGAAUCGGAGUGGUAUAUGACAAGCCCUGGCCCCUGCAGCGUGCAAGCACUUUUAAAGAGAAUUUAGGUAAUACCAGACUCCUAAGUAAAGGCCCCUAAAAGUAAGUGCAACUCCCGUUCUUGACAUUCAAUAAAGCUGCUGCAUCUGUUAUUGAAUGGAAAGUAGCAACUUGUGGAAAAUUGGAGCUCAGUUUUGAUUUAGAGGUAAGGAGUAGGAGGUUAGGAGUAGGAUUAUAAUCUUACUGGUCAUAUCUACUUGUUUGUUUAGUACAAAAUACUUAGCGGCACUGGGCAUGUAAGCCCUCAGCUUUUGUUUUACUUACUGAAAGCUACUAGCAUGAAGGACAGUAACCUCAAAGUUCAGAAUGGAUCAAGAGUAAUUGUUUAAAAGCAUUUGUACUAAGUGUUUUAGGAUUAGCCGCACCUUUCAACUUUUUUUGAACUUGAAGGAAAAACAUAGUUCACAAAAUUAAGAAUAACCAGGGAAUGGCUCAUUCAAAUUGAUGCCAUUUUCUCGUGAGUAGAGUCUAUAUCUGAUACAGACUAGAUCUACACUGGCAGAACCUGCCAGACCUUAGGAUAUCGGUGCAAUAUUGCAAUGCCUUCUGUAUGGCUGUUGUAGAAGUUUUCUAGUUUCACUUUUUUUUUUUUUUUUUUUUUUUGCUGCUGCACCACUGAAUAUAAAAUGGAAAAGUGAAGUCAUGGAAAUGUGAAGACUUUUGUUGUUUUGCAGUUACAUUAGACAACUAUGAAAAAAAAAACCUGAUUUUUAAAACUCCAAAACUGGAGGUGUUUGAGUUUAAGAAACAGGUACACAGUAGUUUUUGAAAAAGAAAAACAUUGUCAUUGGUUUUAGAAAUCAAGUUAAUAAUGUUCUUUUGUAUGUGAGACUUAAAUUUUUAUUAAAUGGUUCUAUCAUUUACUUUGUUUUUAAAAGUGGAAUUCGAUACCAUGUCCCAUGGUAAUAUGGGUAAAAGUCUUUUUCUGCAUUUUAAAAAUCAUUUCUAAUUUUACUUUUGAAAGCUAGGACUAGGUUAGUCAUUUAAUUCUUUUCCUAAUAUAUUAGUUGGUUUAGUGUUUUGUACGUGUGCUGUCUUACUUUAAAGAAAAUAACAGUAAUGUCUUCAUUAUUUUCCUUGUGGUUGUCUUUUGCUGGAAAAGACCGAGACAGGGUACCCCUAAGCAAGCUUUUACACUCCAGUGGUGGUUCUCUUUAAUUGCUUAGAUAUGACUUCAUAGCCCUAGUUAAGGUAAGAUCUGGGCAAACAAUUGCAAUUCUUGGUCUUCUAUUCUAAAGACACAAGGCCAAGCUCAAAGUUCACGUUUUGAGAAAUUUGUGAAAUCUUAACUUGAACUAACUGAGUUCAGCUUCACACAUAAAUCAUGUCUGAACUGAUGUUAGCAGUAAUCAGUUUGGAGCUUUAAGAAUAGUUGCUGUUGUUUGGGUUCUUCACGAAUAUAUGAGAAAGUUCUGUUUAUAUGUAGCGACAAUUUAAGGUUCCUUUAAAUCCAUGAAUAAUUUACAUUCCCUUUUCAAACUAUGGCUUAAUUGCUGAAAGAGAUUUAUUUUUGUUAUACUAAACUGUGGAAAAAUUUUUCAUAGUUUUUUUUUUUCAAGUUUAUUUUUUGUGUGCUUCAUUUGGAACCAUUUUUGUUUAUAUACAUUGUUAUGUGUUCAGAAUAGUAGUUUUUUAAAAUUUAGUAAGAGAUUUGAAACUAUAAAGUGCAACUGUUGUGACCUUUGUUAAUUUUCACUUUACAUUUUAAAUGCCAGACUUUACAAAAAUAGCUGGUCUUCGUUAAUUGCAUCUUAAUUAGAAAUGUUUGUUCUCUACCAUGUCUUUGACCUAAGUUUUGAUUUUAAUCUGCUUAAAGAAAAUCCUUGCACUACAACCUUUACAUAAAAUUCAAAAUUCUCCCAUUGAAGGUUUUGUAUUGGAAGAAAUACUACUGGUUUUUGAAAAGCAAAGCUUAAUAGAAUUAUUAGCUUUUCUUGAGACAGCUUUCUCUGUGUCCUCAUUACUCUGCUCUGUGUGAGUGUUACUAUAAUUUGUGAAAUACUGACUGAGCCCUUCACUUACCUUUUCUAAAGCAGCACCUUUGGACACCUCAUUCUGGGAAGCCCGCUCGAGUCACAGUAAAGGACACACACAUUUGUGUGGGGAGAAGUGGUAAAAAUGGAGAGUUUUGUCUUAAUUACAUGAAACUAAGCUUUAAAAUAUUUUAUAACAAAUUAUUUGAGCUGCAUAAUCUAAACAUGUCAAACGUUCAGUGGGACUAUUUUUAUAUAUGUAUAUGUGGUGAUAGGUCAUAACAUUUCAGUUCAUAAUAUAAAUUGUUAUUUCAGUUUAUAAGCUAUCUCUCAAAAAAGACUAGCUCUUUUGAGAAUACAUAAUUUAAAGUUUUAGACUAAAGUAAAAUACAACAUAGACAAUAGUGUAAAUUA